Molecule: messenger RNA, 4150 nt
Organism: Pocillopora meandrina
Lineage: Eukaryota; Metazoa; Cnidaria; Anthozoa; Scleractinia; Pocilloporidae
Source: the annotation of a GenBank genome assembly
AUGGGAAGAUACGGUUCAAAGACAAAAAUGAAUAGUUGGGGUUCAGCAGCUAGUGCAAUCUACUACGUGAAUUAUGAAUACCUCAAAGGAGGACUAGGCCCCUACAACCGCUUAAUUCGCGUCCUGAAAAAUCAAGUCCCAAAGAAGUUCGCCGAACGUUCAGCUCACAGGAAGGGUAAAGAUCCAGCGAAGGUAUAGGGUUACGUUCAGGAUUUUGGGAUGGGAGGGGUGGGGCGGGGGCAACAUACCUCAUACUGGAAUUUGGAAGUUCGUAGCAGUCAACCACAAUUUUCCAUUGUCUGUAACCUUAUUGAUUACUGAAAUGACUUCAACAAUGUUCAAAACUAGAGUGAAACUACGAGGUCCAGCCAAGUGGUUUCCUUGUGAUUUCACUGCCAAACCAGAUAUGAAAAUUUACGCAGAAUUCCUUGUAUCAAGAAUGUGCCUAAACCUUUCUCCUAGUCAAUCAUUUUUCCCUUUUUGGGUUUAAUUUCAAUGGGGACUUAAAUCUCCACCUUAUUUUCAGAUCGUUGUGCUCUUCACUGACGGAAAUACAGAAAGCGGCGAUGGGGAGUUAUUGGACACCUUCAAGCUCCAAAAUACAGAGAGAGUGAUAAGAGCUGACAACAUCAGUCUUGUAGGUGCUAUUAUUCCCAACGUAAACGGCACACAGCGAAUAGAUCAACUGAAGAGCAUUGUGUCUGAUCCAAGGGAUGGAAUCGAAAUGGAACUUACUGAGGCAAACUUGAACGAAAUCGCCGAUGACCUCGCUUUUCGUAUUAGAAGACUAUUAUUCUGUCGAGGUAAGAGGUUUUCUUUAAUUUUUUUUACUUUGGUCACAGUGAGUUACGUUCGUAUAACAACAUUCUUAGGUCAAAACGAUUUCAAAGAUAUUUAAUGAGGUCACUGUUAACUGGAUAGGCAUUUAUAUAAUUAUCAUUACAAUCAUCAUCGUUAUCAGAAUCAGAAUCAACGGCAUCGUCAUCGUCACUAUCAUUAUCGCUCUCAUUAUCACUCUCAUUGUCAUUGUGGUUAUCGUUAUCGUUCUCAUAAUCAUUGCCGUUGCCAUUGCCAUUGAAAUUGCUAUUGCCCUUGCCAUUGCCAUUGCCAUCGCCAUCACCAUUGCCACUGCUAUUGUAAUAAUCAUUGUCAUUGCCACUGCAAUUGUCACCGCCAUUGCCAUCAUCAUUGCCAUUGUUAUGGUCAUUGUCAUGGUCCUGGUUAGUCAUUGUCGUUAUUGUUGUCGUCCUCGUUAUCAUAAUCAUUGCCAUUGUUAUGGUCAUCGCCAUGGUCAUGGUCAUGGUUACUUUCAUUGUCGUUAUCGUUAUCAUUACCAUAUUCAUUGCCAUUGCCAUUGUCAUGGCCAUGGUCAUUGUAAUUGUCAUUUUCAUCGUCAUGGUAACUGUAAUUGUCGUUAUAGUUAUAGUUAUCACUAAAAUAAUCAAUGUCAUCUCCAUUGCCAUUUCCCUUGCCAUUGCCAUUGCCACUUUCAUUGUCAUUGUCAUGGUCAUUUUCAUUGAUAUUGCUAUUGCCAUUGCAACUGUCAUAAUCAUUAUCAUUGACAUUGCCAUUAUAAUUGUCAUGUCAUUGUCAUGGUCAUAGUUAUUAUUAUUGUCAUUAUCGUUAUUUCUAUCGUAUUAUUAUUAUUAUAAUCAUCCUCACAUUUAUUGUCAUUGUCCUUUUCAUCGUUGUUAUCAUUAUCAUUUUCUUUGGUGCUUUUCUUAUCGCUGUAUAUUUUAAUCACAUCGAAGUUUCCUACACGGUGAAAGUUUUCACCCCUCAAACAAAUAUCAUCACGUCAGAGUUCCGUCUGUUCACCCUGCUCGUCGGAAGCGGUGGAAAAAUGACAGAAGACUUGUUGUUACAUGCCCCAAGGACAACCCCAGGGUAGGCUAAUAACCAAUGAUUUCUUUAGAUUGCAAAAUCAAUUCUCCUUUCUGCCUGCCAUACAUUCCUUCUAAUGUCAGUAUUCCCUAUAGUUUAAAUUUUUCUCAAUUCUCAUUACCUGUGUGUUUGACAUCACAAUAACAACGGAAAGGAGAAAUUGUCUUCGGUCAUACGUGAAAGUGAAAGUAUUAAAACUCCUUGAUCUAAGAACCACUUCAAAGACCUUUAAAAUCUGAAAACAUCGACAUCGUGUUUGUUACAACUCAGUGGUACAUUAGUGCACUACGUAGUUCUAAGGAUUUUUAUGCCGCUCCCCGUGGAGGACUUCAAUUAUUUCUUUCUCUUGACAAAACGAAGAGCAACUUGCCAUGUUUUCCUUUAUGAUGCAUUAUUAAUCUCGGUUGCCAUUUUGGCAGUAUUCUUCGCAAUCGUUGUUGGUGGGGGAGAGAGUACGUACCUAAACGACACCAAAAAACGGCUGCAGAGGUGACUACCAUUCUGGAGAAGAACCCAUAGGCAGGGUGAUCUCAGAGAACUUGGAUGCGUGAUAAUUUUUACAAUGCUUUCUCAAUGUAGUACGUUCAAAACUAACAGAUAGUUAUCAAAACGUUAGGAAAUAUCAUGGAAGGAACUGAAAAUAACCCAUAACGAAAAUUUGUGUCUUACAUCUCAAUGCUUGAACAAAAUUGAUGACAAAAAGUUCACUAAUUUUUUUCGCCCUCAGAGUUUCACUCGAAUACGAGGUCAGUGGCAUCGAUGUUGGGGACAUCACAGAGGUGAGAAUCAGAUCAGCCAGACGAAUCCAAGGUCAGGCAGGCUGGGAACUAAGAAAGGUACAAUAUAUGUAAUGAUGAGCCUUCAUUGUUUACGUUCUCUAUGCUUUUCCAGUCACCUUUGUAACGCUGUUUUAGUCUCAAAAAGCGUUUUUGUUUUGUUCUGUUUUAUUUUUCUAGGUUGAGGUUACACAGGGUAACCAAACUGUAACUGCAGUAUUCAACGAGAACAUUGCAGCCUUCGAUGGUAGUUGGAAAUCUGGUAGGGAAAAAUACUUAAGCCUUUGCAGUUUUUCAUCAUCUAUUUUAAGUUUCUUUGUACUCGUGACUAUGGGAGGGGUCUUCCUUAGCGGUGGAGAUGGCAGAGUUUCUGUGGGAGUCCUGUGGGACUUCUGUCCAUUGUGAAUCUUGUUGGCUGUUUAGGACAAAGAACCUUCUGAGGGAAGACGAUACCAAAAAAAGGAUAGUGGAAAUAAUUUAAAACUUAAUCAUAUUUGAAGAAAUGGCAAAUUUGAGUAAAAGCGCGCUUUGAAAUGCACUGAAGGAGGCGAAAAAAAGUGGUCUGGCAAUGUAUUUGUGAUUUCUAGGAGAUAUAACUUAUGUCAGAUCUCAUUUUGUGCCUAUAGAAGAUGAAAGUUCAUCUUUAAGCCGACAACUAAACUCACAAAGAAACUAUAAAGUUUCUCCUCAACCCCAGUUUCCACGGCGCUAAGUGACAAUCGUUUCUGUUACUUCCCUGGAUUGGAUGCAAAUCCACCGCAAGAAUGUCUUUUUAUAAUCCCGGGUAGAGAGAAACAUUCUGAUGAUAAACAAUGGUAAAGAGCGAUAUCUAAGAGACAAAGCUUUUUUUUGCUCGUCUCUAAUGAUCAAUAGCCUCAUGCGAUAACGUAUUUUUCAGCCACACCAAGUGAGCCUGAGGAAUCGGUCGAUGUAUAAAGUCAUUCUCGAAGAAGGAAACCAGUAGAAGUGCAGAAAGCUAAAGAUGCAAUAAUCAGGUUGUCAUACAUCGUAUAAAUAUAAAAAGUCUAAUUGAUGAAUAUGAAUAAACUAAAUGAUUAAAUUAAGUCAACCGGUAGUGUUUUAGUUUCGCGUCUAUUUUGAUGAUCGAAGAAAUGUCUUUCCGUUUUUAUAUAGCCUGAUGAUAUUGAAAACCACGACGCGAAAAUGGUUUCCGUGUUUACAUAGCCUGAUGUAAACACAGAAACCAUUUUACAUUUCUUUUAUAAAAUAACUAAUGAAAGAGGAACGAAAACCGUGUUUACAUACGCUCAUGUAAAAUGGUUUUAUGGCCAAUCAGAGCGCGCGUACUAUUUGAAUUAUUUUAUAAUUCUAGUUCGUUUGUGCCUUUGAGAACUUUUCCCCGAUACGAAAAUUUAGAUAAAAUAGCGUAGACAUUCUGUCACACAUUUUGCGCGAGACUUAACCCUCAGCAGAACACGUACGGAGAUCAUGACAUCGACAUCGAUGUAAUGAUGAUUCCAGGAGACUGA